GACGACUUGACAUGCGAGGUUGCACCAACAAUAACUCGAGUUAUGCAAGAGCUGCUGCUGCAGUUGGAUCUUUAGCACUGGAGAUGAAUCCGCUAUGUCUUUUUCCUUCUAUGGAUGACCUAUACAACAACAACAACAACAACAACAACAACAACAACAACAACAACAACAACAACAACAACAACAACAACAACAACAACAACAACAACAACAACAACAACAACAACAACAACAACAACAACAACAACAACAACAACAACAACAACAACAACAACAACAACAACAACAACAACAACAACAACAACAACAACAACAACAACAGCCGUUUCAGUACCCAACGGUAGAAGAAAGACCGUUCAUUACA
Molecule: messenger RNA, 364 nt
Organism: Closterium sp. NIES-67
Lineage: Eukaryota; Viridiplantae; Streptophyta; Zygnematophyceae; Desmidiales; Closteriaceae
Source: the annotation of a GenBank genome assembly